GUGAGAUGAUUCCUUCAGUGAUGCAGCGCAGGCGUCUUCGUCGUGCGGCGACGAUCGAGGCAGCGGAAUGCGUGCUCCCGGCGCUUCUUCCAUUCAUGCGAUCGCAGCUCCUGGAGCGCUAUCCCAAGGGCAACACGCGAGGUAGGCACUGGAAGCAUCUCAAGCAGAUCGUCCAGGCCGAGAAUUUCCAUCUCCUUCCCGCAACUAUGUUAACAUCGAAUCGCCUCCUUCCAUUUAUCCUUCCAAGAAAUACUGCGACGUCUCUGGAUUUGAGCUCAGGUAUGCAAAUGCCGAUGUCUUGAAGCGCAUCAGGUGUCUUCCCGACGAUUACGUUCAAGGCUACUUGGGUCUCUGUAGUUCUCAAGUAAACUCUCCUCCUCGACUUAUAGCACAGUUAUAGAAUGCUACUCGCGGGGAAUUCAGCAACUCGAGUAACAGCAGAGUAAGGGCCGGGAAACUGGAAGGCUGGCGUUGGCAUAAAGAUCCCAGGACAGGAUGUCUCGGCUUUCGAGGUGUCUUUUCGGACCGCCAUUGAAUGAUGCCGCUCAAGAGGUUGCCGAGGAGCAGUAUUAUCUUUUGUCGAGGUUGGAGCAAGGAAUUCCAGAAGGACCGGCUGUGGAGGUUUUCUCUACUGUGUUGAGUUUUUCUUAAUCUAGUGAUUGACAGGGAGGCGAUUCCUCUCGAAUACAAUCCGGAAGAUCUGAACGCGAUCGACUUCGACAAUGGAGCGAUCAUUUUCUUGACAGAAAUCAGUGAGGCAGUGAGUCCUGGUGCUGAAAUCGUCGGCGCAGAAUCGUCCAAGAAGAUGGAUACUGUGACCAUUGUACAGGGAUGUGCUCUUGUCAGACUGAAAGCGGUGUCCAAACCACUAAGCAUAGGUGGCGGCAUGCAACGAAGGUCCUACCACACAAGUGGUUUUCGUCCGCGGUGAUUUUCUAGUGAGCACGGCGGGGGUGAAUAGCGGCUAAAAAAUGGACGGGAAGCCUUUCGUUCUGGUCGUGGCCAUCGUUUUGCUAUGGUCUUCAUCUCCAGCAGAAUCGAAGGAUUGCUCCAGAAUUCAAAGGAAGACUUACAAAUCUCCAGCUUUUUCUCUGGAGCCGGGAGAGGUCCAAGACCGAUACUACAAGAUCGAGUUUCCCAAAGGUCAUAUUGGCGUCAAGAACUUUCAGGGAGAGAUUGUAGAUGAGCUUGGGAAUCCCGUGCCUCUGACCGAACUCUAUCUGCAUCACUGGGUGGUAUUUGGCCUCUACCUGAAGAGCUCCGAGAGAAAAGAGCUGGUCAGAGGCGGUUUCCAUGAUCGUCUAGGCUCGCCAUCCGCUAUAAUCACUGGAAACGAUGGAAUUUGUCAGCACAACGUCCAUUCACAGUUCUGGGGUCUUGGUGCCGAGACAAGGCACACGAGCUACUUUGUUCCAGGAUCCUAUGCUAUCGGCAUUGGCAACCCUCCGGAAGGCUACGAGGAGCUCUUUGUGCUCAAUCUCCAUGCCAUCGACGGCAGAGGAACAUAUGAUCCCCAACUAUGCCAUGAGUGCCGCUGCAGCUUGUACAACGUAACAACAGAAAUCUCGGGACAACCUUUGAAGGAAGGCUACAAAGGCGGUCUGCGUUGCUGCUACGAAGGGACCAAAUGCGCAGUGAAGCCGGGAUUUCAAGCACCAAAGAGGGUUUUCUACAUGCAAUAUACCGUUGAAUGGGUGGAGUGGGACGAGUGUGUCCUACCUGUUCGUGUUUAUUUGUUCGACAUCACAGACAGCAGGAAGCGGGAUCCAGUCGACCCUCAAGUUGGCUGCCAAACCGAGUAUGACGUUCCUGCUUGUGACCCGUCCUCAAAUCCCGAUUGUAUUUAUCAGCUGGAGAAUCACCUGGUGAUUCCAAAAGGGGGUAGCAUUAUCUACGGAGUAGCACAUCAGCACGCUGCAGGCAUGGGCAUGAGCAUGCACGGAGAGGACGGUCGGCACUUGUGCUCCUCGAUUCCUCUAUACGGGAAUGGAUCAGCUCCUGGCAACGAAGAUGGCUACGUUGUUGGAAUGUCUACAUGCAUUCCCGAGCCAGGGACUCUAAUGGUCGCGAGCGGUGAGAAGCUCCACUUCUCCUCAUCUUAUAGUUCUGCCCAGGAGCACACGGGUGUCAUGGCGAUCUUCUAUCUCAUGGUGAGCGACAAUGACACUGUGUCUCUAGGAGAAAUCAAGGAUGUGAAAACUAGAGUUAAUGUGAUGGCGGUCACGCUUGGGAUCGUUGCAAUGGUGGCAUUGGUGGUCAGAUUUAGCAUUUGGAACAAGAAACGAGAGUCCCAUAAAGGAUACAAUGCAUUGCUUUAGGAUUAUUUGGGGAUGGCCUGCUAUGAAAUAUAAUAAAUAUAUAUAAAGUUGGGAAAAAAAAAUGCAUAUAUAGAGGUAAGACAUUAAUUAUUGUAAUAUAGCAUAUACUUGAGAUUAAAUUCCAUUCUUGUUUAUAAUAAA
Selaginella moellendorffii is the source of this 2459-nucleotide messenger RNA. RefSeq lists its product as uncharacterized. The record is from RefSeq and is a predicted model, not a curated record. Bases 972 to 2318 code for a protein of 448 amino acids. NCBI's taxonomy places the organism in Eukaryota, Viridiplantae, Streptophyta, Lycopodiopsida, Selaginellales, Selaginellaceae. The transcript has 8 exons.